This is a messenger RNA of Dicrocoelium dendriticum, 312 nucleotides long. NCBI's taxonomy places the organism in Eukaryota, Metazoa, Platyhelminthes, Trematoda, Plagiorchiida, Dicrocoeliidae. The record is from the annotation of a GenBank genome assembly.
AUGAACUCCCUGAAAAUUGCGAUGGUGGACGCUGUAACGGACUGUCCUUCUGUUGUCAGUUCAACCGUUGACGAGGGGUUCAUCCUACCGGACGCUCCAGUUCACUUGGAUAUAACUGACACAGAUGCCUCGGACGGCAUUGCUGACCCGCCUCAAAUGGAAGGCGAGUCUCGGGCUCCUGGGCCAUUGAAGAAUAAGCGUAAGAGGGCAAGGAAAGCGCGCAAACCGUCCGUCCCCAAACCGGAAGUUGAAAAAAGGCUCAAGAAACAAGCGCCUGAGUUGGAAACACCACCUGGUGUGGCAGUUCCCUAA